Molecule: messenger RNA, 1091 nt
Organism: Candoia aspera
Lineage: Eukaryota; Metazoa; Chordata; Lepidosauria; Squamata; Candoiidae
Gene: RNASEK
Product: ribonuclease K
Exons: 4
Coding region: 85-381 (98 amino acids)
Biological process (GO): nucleic acid metabolic process
Molecular function (GO): RNA endonuclease activity
Source: RefSeq, a predicted model, not a curated record
UGCUGCUGCUGCUGCUGCUGCUGCGGGGCGGGCGGGGGCUUCUGGGUCGCGCCGCGCUGGCCUGCCGUGGUCCGCCGGGCCGCCAUGAGUUCGCUGCUGUGCUGCGGGCCGAAGAUGGCCGCCUGCGGGAUUGUGCUCAGCGUCUGGGGGGUCAUCAUGCUGGUGCUCUUGGGCCUCUUUUUCAACGUCCACUCCGCUGUCCUGAUCGAAGAUAUCCCUGCCACCGAGGACGAUUUCAAAUCUGGGAUGACUAAGAUCCACACGCUCUAUGACCAAGUUAGCUACAACUGCUUCAUCGCUGCCGGCCUCUAUUUCGUCCUGGGGGGCUUCUGCUUUUGCCAAGUGCGCCUCAACAAGCGGAAGGAAUACAUGGUCCGCUAACAGCCCCCCUUCUCUGCCGGAGCACCCUUGCCCCCUCCCCCGUCGGUUCCCUCUGUGCGGGAGGGUCCUCAGUCUCACUGGGGUACUGGGGGAGAAGGAGGGGGGCCUUCCUUGCGUUUCUGUGUGUGGAACCCCUUUCUCCCCCCUUGGGCAGGAUGAUGACCUCUGGCCACCUCCGCUUCAGCUCUUCCCUUCACUCCCGUUAUUGGAAGCCGAGGCCGGCCCGGCCGGUGCUGCCUUUCCUCAUUUGCCCUUUGGCUGACCAAAAUGGAACAUCCAUGUUAUGUAAAUAGCAGAGGCCUCCCCCCACACUAUAUUUGGCACCUCCCUGGCCCCAAGGCUGGGCUUGAUUUGUCUGGUGUGCCAGCAGCCAGUCCUCUCCAGUUUGAUCUGUGUUUCGGCUCCCUGUUCUCUCUUUGUCGUAAUGCUCCUUUGCUGUAAUGCUCCUUUGCCGGAGGUCCCUGCCCAGUGGCUGGAAGGAACUGGUGUGUGGAGGGAGGGGGACUGUGAACUCUCUCCUCCCCCUCCUCCUUGCUCCUGGGGGGCUGGGGCAGGCUUCCUGGGGGGCUGGGGCAGGGCAGGGGAGGGGAGGGUUAGGCCAGCCCCUGCAGUGUGUGGUGAGGGCAGGCCCUACUCCUGUGUACCCACCCAGCGUCUGUGCCAGUCUCUUCCUGCCCUAGACGUGUGUGCAAUAAACAUUAUUUGAUCUG